AUGAGCAACACCAUCGUGGACCUCCAGUCUGCCCCAAUCCCGGCGUCGGCUGUCCCCACCAACAACGUCUCGGCCUCGGAAAAGCACGACGAGAAGGACUAUGUCUUCAAUGGCGAGUCGGACGUCGUGCUCGGUCACCGCAGCUCGGACGAGUACCAGAGCGAUGAGCUCGAGCCGACUGACGAGGAGUUUGCUACUCUGCGCAAAGUCCCCGCUCCCAUGAAGUGGGCCGCCGUGGCGAUGUGCUUCAUUGAGCUGGCCGAGCGUGCUUCUUACUAUGGUUGCACCAAGAUCUGGAACAACUACAUGAAGAACCCUCUUCCCGUCGGCGGUAACGGCGCCGGUGCCGUCGCUGCAGGUGCCGCCGGUCUCAACCAGGUUACCGGUGGUCUCGCCAUGGGCUCAGUCAGCGCCAGUGCCGUCACCAGUGCUUUCAACUUCUUGACCUACACCAUCCCUAUCAUCGGUGGUAUUCUUGCCGACACAAGAUGGGGUCGUUUCAAGACUAUCUUGAUCGGUACCAUUAUCGGCUUCGUCGCCCACGUCCUCCUCUGCGGUGCCGUCGUCCCCAGCGUCAUCAGCUCCGGUAACGGCUUCCCCCCAUUCAUGAUCUCCCUCCUCAUCCUCGCCUUUGCUGCUGGUCUCAUCAAGCCCUCGCUCGGUCCCCUGCUGUGUGACCAGUCUCCGGUCAAGCGCCCCAUCAUCCAGAUCACCAAGUCGGGCGAGCGCGUCAUUCUCGACCCCCAGGCGACAGUCUCGAGGUAUCUCAACGUGUUCUACAUGUGCAUCAACAUUGGAGCUUUCAUGGCUCUUGGUACCGCCUACGCUGCCCGUCUCGUCGGCUUCUGGCUCGCUUUCCUCGUCCCCGGUAUCGUCUACCUCCUCAUGCCCAUCCUCAUGUUCUUCUGCUACAAGCACCUUUACAAGGCGCCCCCACAGGGAUCCGUCACCCUCGAGGCCAUCAAGGUCAUCAAGACCGUCAUCGGCAAGGGUGGACUCCGCGCGGCGUUCAAGGGUGGAGACAGCUUCUGGAACCUCGCCAAGCCCUCCUUCAUCCAGGAGACCGAGGGUACCGUCGACCGCUCCAAGGUGUUCUGGGACGACACUUUCGUCGAUGAGAUCAGGCAGUCCAUCUCAGCUUGCGGUGUCUUCCUCCUCAUCCCCAUCUUCAACUUGUCCAACGGUGGUAUCGGUAUUAGUGAGACCGCCAUGUCCAACGCCAUGGUCUUGAACGGUAUCCCUUCCGAGAUCUACUCCAAUGCCAACCCCCUCACCAUCAUCAUCGCCUCCCCCAUCUUCAUCUUCGGUAUCUACCCCCUUUGCAACAAGCUCGGCUUCACCCCCCGCCCCACCCUCAAGCUCAUGGCCGGUUUCCUCCUCGUCUGCUCCAACAUGGUCAUCGCCGCCAUCGUGCAGUGGAAGAUCUACCAGUCGAGCCCGUGUGGAUACUACGCCUCGAGCUGCAAGGCCGGUGUCUCCAACGUCAACCUCGCAUGGCAGCUCCCCCUUUACAUCCUCCCCGCUCUCGGUGAGAUCUUGGUCAACGUCACCAGUUACGAGCUCGCCUACACCCGUGCUCCCGCCAGGAUGAAGGGUCUCGUCUACGCCAUCUGCCUCUUCUCCCAGGCCAUCUCGUACGCUAUCCAGCUCGCCAUGUCCAAGGUCGUCGACGACCCCUGGCUCAUCUGGCCUUACGUCGCCCUCGCCUGCGCCUCCUUCAUCACCGCCUUCAUCUUCCCCACCUACUUCCGUCACCUCGAUACCCCCAUGCGCGGCUUUGCCGACCCGGACCGUCAGUUCGGUAAGCAGCAGCCCGACUACGUCAAGAACGCGGCGGAGAUCGAGGAGGGUGAGAAGGUCAAGAAGUAG
Dioszegia hungarica is the source of this 1869-nucleotide messenger RNA. RefSeq names its product POT family-domain-containing protein. The transcript is spliced from 10 exons. Gene Ontology annotation, molecular function: dipeptide transmembrane transporter activity. The record is from RefSeq and is a predicted model, not a curated record. Gene Ontology annotation, cellular component: membrane. The coding region runs from base 1 to 1869 and encodes 622 amino acids. Gene Ontology annotation, biological process: transmembrane transport. Lineage: Eukaryota; Fungi; Basidiomycota; Tremellomycetes; Tremellales; Bulleribasidiaceae.